Nicotiana tabacum (common tobacco) is the source of this 570-nucleotide messenger RNA. The record is from RefSeq and is a predicted model, not a curated record. NCBI's taxonomy places the organism in Eukaryota, Viridiplantae, Streptophyta, Magnoliopsida, Solanales, Solanaceae.
AUGGCUCCUAAUAUUGAUCCUUCAAAUGUUACUACUACUACUUCAUCUAGUAUGUCUUCUAGUACUGUUGAGCCGUCACAUCCUGUGUACCUAUAUUCUUCUGAUUUCCCUGAUACAGUUUUAGUUACGAAGUGUUUUAAUGGGACGGGGUAUGGAGGAUGGAGACGAAGUAUGCUAAUUGGUUUGUCAUGUAAAAACAAGUUAGGAAUUAUAAAUGGAACCAUCCCUAAACCUAGAGCAAAUUCUGUUCUAUUUGAACCAUGGGUUCGUUGUAACGAUAUGGUUACUGUUUGGAUAUCAAAUAGCCUGGAUACAAAAAUUAGAGAGAGUGUAAUGUAUACUGAGUCUGCACAAAAACUAUGGCAUGAACAACGUUAUAACAAGGCAAAUGGUACUAAGGUGUUUCAAAUUAGAAAGGAUCUUGCAUCCAUCUCCCAAAGCUGGUGUGACAAGCAGAAGAAGACGGAAUUGCGUAGCAAGUACACCAAAAGUAGAGGAGCACUUUAUGAGUUUGAGCACUUAUCAGAUGCCAAUAACAAUAAGCGAUCUCAUCAGUUGUAUCAUCGAUGA